Molecule: messenger RNA, 1993 nt
Organism: Gasterosteus aculeatus aculeatus (three-spined stickleback)
Lineage: Eukaryota; Metazoa; Chordata; Actinopteri; Perciformes; Gasterosteidae
Gene: wdr55
Product: WD repeat domain 55
Molecular function (GO): protein binding
Source: RefSeq, a predicted model, not a curated record
GUUGCCGUGACAACCGACCAAGUCUCCGUUCACAAAUCUAGUGAACGUUCAACAUCGCGUCGCCGAGUGAAACUCCAGCUGGGAAAAAACAGCUGCCGAGGAGGGCGCUGUAACCUCUCUUCACUGGCAACGCUACCGUCUAAUUCAACGUAGAAGAAGAAAGACAGCAAACAACAUGGCGGCGCCCGCAGAACACGUUGAAACCAAAUCCACAGAGACGGACACAACAGAAGCUCCGGAGACCUCAGACUCGGAGCCCGCGGGUCAGGACCCGGAUCCGGACCCGGAUGAGGACGAAGACGAGCCGGCCGAGCCAAAGAUCCGGGACACCCCGGGUGACAUCCGGCUGGAGGCGAUCGCCAACACGGUGGCCCUCCACCCGAGCCGGGACGUCCUGGUGUGCGGGGACGUGGACGGGGACAUCUACGCAUACUCGUACUCGUGCACGGAGGGCGAGAACCGGGAGCUGUGGUCCUCCGGGCACCACAUGAAGUCCUGCCGCCAGGUGCGCUUCUCCGCCGACGGGCUGAAGCUCUACAGCGUCUCGCGGGACAAAGCCGUGCACCUGCUGGACGCCGAGCGCGGGCACCUGGUGACGAGGAUCCGCGGCGCGCACGCGGCCCCCAUCAACAGCCUGCUGCUGGUGGACGAGAACAUCGUGGCCACCGGAGACGACGGGGGGACCCUGAAGGUGUGGGACAUGAGGAAGGGGACGGACAUCAUGGAUCUGAAGCAGCACGAGGACUACAUCAGUGACAUCGCAGUGGACCAGGCCAAGAGGAUCCUCCUAACGACCAGCGGCGACGGCACCAUGGGCGUCUUCAACAUCAAGCGCCGGCGGUUCGAGCUGCUGUCGGAGUACCAGAGCGGCGACCUGACCUCGGUGGCGCUGAUGAAGCACGGCAGGAAGGUGGUGUGCGGCUCCAGCGAGGGGACCAUCUACAUCUUCAACUGGAACGGCUUCGGCGCCACCAGCGACCGCUUCGCCAUCAAGGCCGAGUCGGUGGAGUGCAUCGCCCCCAUCACCGACAGCAUCAUGUGCACCGCCUCCAUGGACGGGUACAUCCGGGCCCUCAACCUCCUUCCCAACCGGGUCCUCGGCUGCAUCGGGCAGCACGUCGGCGAACCCGUCGAGGAGCUGGCCAAGUCCUGGGACACCCGCUUCCUGGUGAGCAGCGCCCACGACCAGCUGAUCAAGUUCUGGGACAUCUCGGGUCUGCCCGGCACCAAGGUCAACGAGUACCGCAAGAGGAAGAAGAAGGACGAACGCAUGAAGUCUCUGUCCAAGAAGGCCCACGGGGACAACAACUUCUUCUCUGGCCUCGUGGAGGAGACGAAGGAGGAGGAGAAGGAAGAAGAAGAAGAAGAGGAGGAGGACAGCGACAGCGAUUGAGCAGCAGUCCUAGGCAGUGAAACCUAAGCUGAGCGGUUGGUCCUCAAAAGGUUCCUGCUGUGGAGCAGAAUGGAACCGUUGGUGCUGCUGUGUUUGGGGAUGUUGGUUAGUCCUCACAGACGUGAACAUCAGAAGAGAUGAAGGUCCAGAAGAUUACAAGCUCUUCUGUUCAUGCGCCACAGAUGAGAAGUGACACUAAAAUAACGGGAGGUCUUGACAAUGAAGACACGUCUGGUCACACUAGUGAUCAGAUUGAUCCUAAUUUAAAUGUAGUUCUUUAUUUAUGGACAGCUGCUUAAAUUUGGAAAACAUUUAAUUACGUAUUUUGUCAAAAAAAUAUAUGUUUUGGGGCAUUUUUGUCUGCCGAGUAAAUGUUCAUGUACUCACAUUAAAAGCUUUUUUUAUAUGUACGUCCUACUUUUUUUGUAUUUUCCAGUCACAGCCUUAAUAUCAUCAUUUAGUAGUUGAUGUAUAUUGAGCGUUAAAUACUAAAUUCUGACCAACUAGUUACUUUCUCAGCUGUUAGUGAAGUGAAACAUUUAAUGUGCAUCUUUUAGACGUAGAAAUUAGCAUUAAGAGGAAAUAAAUGACUAGACUGUA